AUGUCUUUGGUGAACAUAACCAAUAUAGUCAUAGAUGAUAAACCCUAGCCCUUCCAGAGCCCUAUAAUAAUCGACAUUUACUUUGAUGUCUUGGUAGACAUUGAAGAUGAAAUCGAAUGGAUGCUACUCUUUAUAGGUUCACCUAAAGAUGAGUCACAUGAUUAAAUACUUGAUUAGUUCUCAAUGGGCCCUCUUUAAGGGGGAGCAAAACAUUUUACUUUAGAAUGUAAUCCUCCUGAUUGGUAAAAAAUUCCCCAAAACGAAUUACUGGGUAUCACAGCCUUCAUUCUCACUUGUUCCUACAGAGAAAAGGAAUUCUUUAGAGCAGGUUACUAUGUUUACACUACUUACACCUCUCAAGAGAAUAUAGAGAACGAUCCCCCCGAAAUUAUUAUAGAAGAUAUUUCACGCUAAAUCUUCAAUAAUAAACCCCGUAUAACUCGAUUUGAAAUCGAUUGGAAAGGGACCAAUUAAAAUUAAAGUACUCCAGAACAUAUUGACAAUAAAGAAUUUAUGUUUUAAGAACAACAAGAAAAACAGUCAGCGGAUGUGACUGAAGUCGAUGAUCCAUAGCUUAUCUAGAAUGUGUUCGACUCUUGA
Paramecium tetraurelia is the source of this 600-nucleotide messenger RNA. RefSeq lists its product as uncharacterized. Gene Ontology annotation, molecular function: histone binding. Gene Ontology annotation, cellular component: nucleus. The transcript has 2 exons. The record is from RefSeq and is a predicted model, not a curated record. Lineage: Eukaryota; Ciliophora; Oligohymenophorea; Peniculida; Parameciidae. Gene Ontology annotation, biological process: DNA replication-dependent chromatin assembly.